Molecule: messenger RNA, 786 nt
Organism: Wallemia ichthyophaga EXF-994
Lineage: Eukaryota; Fungi; Basidiomycota; Wallemiomycetes; Wallemiales; Wallemiaceae
Product: Proline/serine-rich protein C17A5.10
Exons: 3
Coding region: 1-786 (261 amino acids)
Cellular component (GO): cytoplasm
Source: RefSeq, a predicted model, not a curated record
AUGUCACUAGAUCCACAUGACUUGUACAUUCUUGCACUUUACGACCACGAUAUGUUGAACAGCACCAAUCCGUUUGCUAGGCUGGUAGCGCAGGAGGGAGAAGAGCAGCGGCAGGCACAGCACCAGCAUCACGCUCCCCCAGAUACCCCAGAUCAUCCGCCUAAAGCAACACCCACAGCACCAGCACCAUCACCGACACCACCACCGCUGCCCAACAGGCCGCACUCGCCGCCACAGCCACCGCGACCGAGCGAGCCACGCCCACGCCCACCAGCGACCGCUCUCGAGCAGCGAUACGAGGAGGAAGAGCCACCGCCAUAUGAGGAGGUGAUGAGUGACAGAGUGCUCGAGCAGGGCCCGCGUCGCCCCUACCCUGCAGCACCCGUGCAGUCUACCCAGCACACGCCUCUCAAUUCCUACCACACUAAUAGUCCCGCUACACCCGUGCAUACCAGACCAGUAGGCGGUGGUUAUGGCGGUAACUAUGGCAACAGCAGUCAGUCUCACCAACCCUACCAACCUUAUUCUUAUCGGCCGAAUUACUCCGGUUAUCACAAUUCAAGUACACACACAAACACGAACACUCAUCGCAGUGCUCCUCACAUUAGCGGCAUUAUUCGUUCAGGUAGACCACCACCCGGUGCUGUAGUUUACCAGUCAGGCGAUCCAAGGAUCGGCGGAUCCUUCUGCUACAAGUGCGACGGCACCGGCAAGCGCACUGACUGGCUCUUCGGCUUCUCCGAGACGUGCUACAAGUGUGGUGGGAUUGGCAGGCGGUUCCAUUGA